AUGCCUGAAGAAGUCCAGAAUGUUGGAUCUGGGCCCGAAGUGUACUCCCACUUGAUCACCCGUCGUCUGCGUGAGCUCAAUGUCUACGCCGAGAUGCUCCCAUGCACCCAGAAGCUCAGCCAGCUGUCAUGGAAGCCCAAGGGUGUCAUCCUUUCCGGCGGACCCUACUCUGUCUACGACGCUGAUGCGCCCCACGUCGACCCUGCCGUUUUCGAGCUGGAUGUUCCCGUCCUCGGCGUCUGCUACGGCCUCCAAGAGAUCGCCUGGAACCACGGCAAGAACGUCUCCGCCGGCGAGCGCAAAGAGUACGGCCACGCCGUGCUGAGCGUGACCCGCCACACCGACGCCGCCCCGCACGUCGACGUGCUCUUCUCCGACCUCGACACCUCGCUCGAGGUGUGGAUGUCGCACGGCGACAAGCUUGCGUCGCUGCCGCCCAACUUUGUCACUGUUGCCACUACCGCCAAUGCGCCGUUCGCCGGUAUCGCGCACAAGGACAAGAAGCUCUACGGGAUCCAGUUCCACCCCGAGGUCACGCACACGGCGAAGGGGAAGGCCAUCAUUGAGAACUUUGCCGUCAAGCUGUGCCAGUGCCGCCAGAACUGGACGAUGGAGAAGUUCGUCGACACGGAGAUUGAGAGGAUCAGGGCUGUUGUGGGCCCCACUGGGCAGGUUAUUGGUGCCGUCUCCGGCGGUGUCGACUCUACGGUUGCGGCCAAGCUCAUGAACGAGGCUAUUGGUGACCGCUUCCACGCUAUUCUCGUCGACAAUGGUGUCAUGAGGUUGAACGAGUGCCAGAUUGUGCACGAGACCUUGACCAAGGGAUUGAACAUCAACUUGACCGUUGUUGAUGCGAGCGAGGAGUUUUUGGGCAAGCUGAAGGGUGUUACUGACCCGGAGGUUAAGAGGAAGAUCAUUGGAAACACCUUCAUUGAGGUCUUCCAGAGGGAGGCGGAGAGAGUUGUCAGGGAGAGCGGUGGAGCGGUGGACUUCUUGCUGCAGGGAACUUUGUACCCUGAUGUCAUUGAGAGUAUCUCAUUCAAGGGACCCAGUGCCACCAUCAAGACUCACCACAAUGUUGGAGGUCUCCUCGAGAACAUGAAGCUCAAGCUCAUCGAGCCCCUCCGCGAGCUCUUCAAGGACGAAGUCCGCGUCCUCGGAACCAACCUCGGAAUCCCAGAGGACCUUGUCUGGCGCCACCCCUUCCCCGGCCCCGGCAUCGCCAUCCGUGUCAUCGGCGAGGUCACCCCCGAGCAGGUUGCCAUUGCCAGGAAGGCGGACCACAUUUUCAUCGAGGAGAUCAAGGCCGCUGGCCUGUACCGCGAGAUCUCACAGGCGUACGCUGCGUUGUUGCCCGUCAAGGCUGUCGGUGUCAUGGGUGACAAGAGAGUGCACGACCAGGUUAUUGCGCUGAGGGCUGUCCAGACUACAGACUACAUGACUGCGGACUGGUACGACUUUGAUGGGAAGUUCAUGAGGAAGGUGGCUGGAAGGAUCGUGAACGAGGUUGAUGGCGUCUGCAGAGUUCUUUACGAUGUUACCCAGAAGCCACCAGGCACCAUCGAGUUCCAGUAG
Morchella sextelata is the source of this 1575-nucleotide messenger RNA. RefSeq lists its product as uncharacterized. Gene Ontology annotation, cellular component: cytosol. Gene Ontology annotation, molecular function: GMP synthase activity; ATP binding; GMP synthase (glutamine-hydrolyzing) activity. The transcript has 5 exons. Bases 1 to 1575 code for a protein of 524 amino acids. The record is from RefSeq and is a predicted model, not a curated record. Gene Ontology annotation, biological process: GMP biosynthetic process. NCBI's taxonomy places the organism in Eukaryota, Fungi, Ascomycota, Pezizomycetes, Pezizales, Morchellaceae.